CCCAGAAGAAGAAGAAGAGGUUAUCCAAAUUCGCGCGGGUACACUGUUGUUAUGGGUGGCUGUCAUUUGGCUGCUGCUGCUGCUGCCUCACGAACUUACAAAUAAAAGAUUUACUUUCACGCCGAAAACCGAAAGUAUGUCGAAGCGCGAGGCGUUUUUAGAUGCCGCAUGCAAAGAAAAUGUGGAGGACUUCCUUCAUUUCAUCCAGCUUCACAAGGACAAAGUUGAGCCCUUUGAUGUGGAGGAGGUGGUGCAGGAGAUGCCCAGAGACCAGAGGGAGACUCUGUGGGGAAGACUGGCUUCGCUCCUUCAACACUUCCUGCAGGAGUUGCCUCCUGAGCGUUGGGAGAAAGGCAGUGAGGAGGGCAUGGAAGUGGAGUCAGCUGAAGACCCUAAACGUGUCAUGGCUGUUGUGGACGGUGUGACACUAGUGGCUUUAGUGUCUCUUAAGGUUUUACAAGAUGGUGACACUUACACUGCCCUUUUCGAAAUUGCCCACAAACUUCAUGUUGUUCUGGUGUCACUGCCUAUCCCAGAGGCAGCCCUGCAGCUCCAUAUCCACACACUGUGUGAGACGUGGUGGAAGAAGGGGCUGAAAGAGAAAGAACAGUUUGGUCGCACUGCAUUUCUCAUCUCUCUACAGAAGAGUUUCAUCUUAAAGAAACCGGGUGUUGAGAUCCAAAGACUCUGGAGUCUUCAUGAUGUGCUUUUGAGUGUGGACUACUCAUCAGAAGACAACAAGGACAUAAUUGACUUGUUGCUUCAAUGUUUUCACCGGCCUAUUUACAUAAAACAUGACGACGGGAAGCGAUUCCUGGUGUUUCUUUUCAGCUGGAAUGUCGACUUCAUCUGGGUUAUUCAUGGCACCAUCAAAAACCAACUGGAGUUUUAUAGCAAAACCAUAACUACUCAUAUCACGGAGAUCUACUUCAGAGCAUGGAAGAAGGCUAGCGGGGACUUCUUGGAGCAGAUUGAGAGCGCGUGCAUUCAGGAUAUUAUGCAGUGUGCCAUUUUCCUUCAAAGAGCCUCUCCUGUCCAUGCCAAAGUCCGACAGAUCGUGAGCUAUUUCCACACAAGGAAGGGCUGUCACAAAGUAGACAAGAUGCUCUGUAAUCUUUACAGGCCCAUUCUCUGGAAAGCUUUAAGUGCUCCUAACUUUGAGGUACGUGCGAAUGCCACUUUACUUUUUACUGAGGCCUUCCCAGUCCAUGACCCGGAUCAGAGCCAUGAGAAUAUAGAUGAGAAAAUUCAAAGGCAGCUGGAUACAGCAAUGGGCCUCCUUGAGGAUCCUCACCCCACUGUGCGCUCCAAUGCCACCCUUGGAGUCUGUAAGAUCCUGGCUAAGUGCUGGGAGCUUCUCCCUCCCAUAAUUAUCACAGACUUCCUGAAGAAGCUGGUGAUGGAGCUGUCAGCUGACAUCAGCUCUCCUGAUGUCCGUUGUUCAGUCUUCAAGUGUCUGACUAUCGUCCUGGACAAUGCUCUCAGCCAUCCACUCCUGGAAAAACUCCUGCCCACUCUCAAGUACAGCCUUCAUGAUAACUCUGAAAAAGUCCGCACAGCUUUCCUUGACAUGCUUAUCAAGGUCAAGGCAGUACGUGCUGCCAAGUUCUGGGACGUGUGCAACAUGGACCACCUGCUGGCCCGCCUGGCUAUUGAUUCCCAGUCAGUGUCCAAGCGCAUUGUUGAUCUGCUCUUUAAGUCCUUCUUCCCUGUCAACGAGUCGGAGAGGGAGUGGUGCUGUCGGUGCAUCACUCUCAUCCAGAUGAAUCCUAUGGCUGCCAGGAAGUUCUAUCAGUAUGCGUACAAACACACAGCCCCAACUAACAUAAUAAAGCUAACGUUGGCCAUUCGCCGUGUCCUGAACAGCUGUAUCCAGACUGACUGUGACCUGACUGAGAUUGAUGACAGCAACAAGGAGAACAGCGCACAGGCUGGACCUGUUAUGUUGGGGAAAGACAUGGCUGUUGUGUCGAGUCUACUGGAGGUUGUGGUCAUCCUGUGGAGAAGUGUCGAGAAGGCCCUGAAACAAAAUGAAGAAGCCCAGAAGUACACUUUUGCCAAGUUUGGAAAUGUCAUGUCCAAAUAUUUUCAGGCCUUUGAGGAUGAGCGAUGUACAGUUCCUCUCAUACAACUGGCCUCAUACAUGCCCCCAGCUGCCGUUCCAACAUUCAGCUGUGGCGUUUUGUCCAGGCUGAAGAAGACGGACCCAGGAGCAGUGCCAACGCAGUACAGCCAGCUGUUAGACUGCAUGUGUAGCUGGGGUCAGGCUGCUGACAUCCUCGAGCUCAUCACUGACUGGCUCACUGAAGCUCUGCCCAAGCAAGGGGAGAAGGCUAAAGCCAGUCGGAAGGUGCGUAUCCAGGAGAUGGUGGAGGCCAAACCAGAUGUGGCACUGGCUUACCUGGAGCACCUUUUCAGCCACACCUCAACACGAGAGAAAGGGCUGGCACUUGGUCAGAGACCGCUGAAGCAGCUCCAUACAGUUCUUGGUAACUGGAAGUCAGUGCUGUACACUCACCUCAGCUCCACCACAGAUGAUCUUAGAAGUCCCAGUUUGGAGACUGCACUGAAAGCCUUUAUGCUCCACGGCCGUCUCGGUGCACACCUGCAACAUAAUGCCUCGGAGGGUCGUGACUACCUGCUCUCCCUGGAGCACAUGGCAGUUUGGGUGGCUGAAAUGGUGUUACCCUUCCUGGCCAACAAUGAUGGAGAGGAUUCCAAGAAGUCGGAGCCGCUGGCCGCAGAGAUAACUGAGAGCUACCUGACCUUGUGCCGAGAUGUGUUGCUUGUGGGUUUGGGUGACGAAACAUUCAAGGGUCAAAUCCUCCACUUGUGCUCGCUCGUCCUCCUCUCAGAGGCAGGCUACCUCUGUAUUCCUGCUGUGCUGCCAAUUUUAAAGGAGGUGGCAGGCAGUUAUGUACCUGAUGACGACAGCAAACAGGCUCGGGAAAAUCAGGAGGAUCACACCACUGUCAUUCUGGGUGUCGUGGCCAACAUCUUCCAGAAGACUAUAGAGCUCUUAGCUCGCCACUUUAGAAAGGAACCGGAAAAGGGAAAACAGCUGUGUCAGUCAGCUGUGCCGGGUUUGACAGGCUUCCUCCAAGUGGCACAGACGUGGGACAGAGCACCUCUCAGCGGUGCCUUUUCUACAGUUUUUGCCGUCAUCCUCGUGGAGAAGAGACAUUUACUCCAGAAGAUCACGCAUCCUGAAGAAGUGAUCACCCCAGAGACAGUGGAGGACAUGCCUCCGCUGUCCAGCGUCCUGCUCUCUGUCAUCCUCAAGUCACCAGCUGUAAGCAGGGCAUUUUUGACUGAGGUCAGCUCAUCUCUGGAGUCUGGGGCCAUCAGUAGUUUGUAUGAGCUGGCUGCCGUCCUGCACGUCUUGGCUGUUAUCAAAUUAACGGGACAGUCUAAAGUGGGCUUGAAGAAUGCAGCCAGAUCUGUCCAGCAGCAGCUUCACAAACAUGCAGUCACAUUGUCAGACAGCAGAGACAUCCAGGGGUUUAUUUUUGAAUCUUCUGUGAAGACCCUGAAGGAAAUUCUGGAUUUAUAAAUUCCCUCAUU
This is a messenger RNA of Scophthalmus maximus (turbot), 3564 nucleotides long. RefSeq names its product non-SMC condensin II complex, subunit G2 (gene ncapg2). The record is from RefSeq and is a predicted model, not a curated record. The transcript has 27 exons. Gene Ontology annotation, biological process: mitotic sister chromatid segregation. NCBI's taxonomy places the organism in Eukaryota, Metazoa, Chordata, Actinopteri, Pleuronectiformes, Scophthalmidae. Gene Ontology annotation, cellular component: condensin complex; nucleus. The coding region runs from base 137 to 3553 and encodes 1138 amino acids.